Messenger RNA from Colletotrichum destructivum, 1034 nucleotides. RefSeq lists its product as uncharacterized. The record is from RefSeq and is a predicted model, not a curated record. The transcript has 2 exons. The coding region runs from base 74 to 523 and encodes 149 amino acids. NCBI's taxonomy places the organism in Eukaryota, Fungi, Ascomycota, Sordariomycetes, Glomerellales, Glomerellaceae.
CAGUUCAACAUCGUCUAAAAGCCAUUGUAACCCUACACUACCAUUAUCAACCUCACCCAACCUAUCAGUCAAAAUGAAGGUAUCAGCAAUUCUGUUCGCCUCCCUUUCCACCAUCCUCCCCGCCCUAUCUCACCCACUGGAAGAGCGCGAUGGUGUCCAGACGGUCCACCUGACCUUCCACGGCGGCCCCGCGUCCUACGUGCUCAACAUACCCGCAGACGGACAGGUGUAUCCUACUAACAACGACAUCUCGGUGAACAUCAUCGACGCGCCCGACUACAACGCCAUCUCGCAGUGUACGUUCUACACCGGCGGCGAGAAGGCGCUGGUGAGCGGCAUCACGCCGCAGGGCGUCCAGCAGGUCAUCAUCGGGCCGCCCCAGCCCGUCACCGGAGUCAGCUGCUUCGGGUUCUGCGUCCCGACGUACGGGGCGUGCUACGAUACCAACGGGCAGAGCGUCGGGCCGUGUUGCAACGGCUUCUGUGCCGCGACGCGCUGCAGACCCUGGAUCCAGCCGUACUAGAACACGAGAGACAUCUUCUUUGUGGUCCCCCGACAUUCUCAACACCCAAGAGGAAGAGGAAGCGUGGGGCACCGGGGCAAGAGGACACCGUACGUGCAGUGCAGUGUCUUUGCGCAAUGAGUUAAUGGUGCCAUCCUGACCCAUAGCAGUAAAACCUAUUUUACAUGCCGAAUUUGAGACAGUGAAUUAUCCUUUCAGUCUUUGAUGAUGGACAGAACUUAUGGUGAGCGCGCCAUCUCACAUGCAUUGGUGCCUGACCGAGACUCGCGGCCCGGUCCGGAUGGGUGGGGCCGACUCCGAUCCCAGUGUCUGUUAGCGGGUCCGGGUCGGAUGCAGAGUCGGGUCUCAGUCCGCUCCUCGAUAACGCAAGCCGUGUUGUCAGCUCACUCAAUGGGUAGACGGGCCGUGUCACCUUUCAGUCCAAUGAAACACUUCCGGCUAUAUCCUUCGAACCCCGCGCUCUGGGCUUGUGCAUUUGUAAUCUCGGUUCCCUGUGGACAUAGUUUCGUGU